AUGUUCCAGAUCGAAGAUGCUCCAAUGUACAAGCACCGCGGAGUGUCGCUCGACACUAGCCGGAAUUUCUUCCCAAUAUCCGAUUUGAAGCGAAUCGUCGACGGUCUCGCGAUGAACAAGCUGAACGUAUUCCACUGGCACAUGACCGACACUCACAGCUUCCCGUUCAACGUGACGAAGUGGCCGCAGAUGGCGUCGGACGGGGCUUACUCUUCGGAUAUGGUAUACCAACCGGCGGAUGUGAAGGACUUUGUGGAGUACGCGAGAAUGCGUGGUGUGAAAGUGAUCCCGGAACUAGAUGCACCAGCCCAUUGUGGCAACGGCUGGACUUGGGGGAACGAGUUGGGACUCGGAGACCUGGUGUGGUGUGCCAACGAGGACCCAUGGUACGACCUAUGUGUCGAGCCCCCUUGCGGACAGUUGAAUCCGCUGAAUGAAAAUGUUUUCCAGGUACGAAUCCCGGAUUUGCGCAUUCGACUCUUGAGUUUUUUUCUUCUUGGAAUCAUUACAGCGUAUUUACUCGAGUUCCACAUUCACCUUUUUCCAAAAAUGAAGAUUCUUCGUGAUAUUUACGCCGAAUGGUCUACCCUUUUUGAUACUGACCUGAUUCACCUGGGCGGAGACGAGCUGAGCAAAAAGUGUUGGGAAAGAGAGCCGUCAGUUCAGAGUUGGAUUGCUAAGAACGCUUCUGCAGUGGAAGAAAGCAAAAGGAUUGUUUACUUCUGGUGGGAGGCGUUUCAGAAGCGCGCCGAGAAUUUACUUGAGACUGCUUUUGGGAAGAACCAUGAUGUGAUUUUGUGGACCAGUGCCUUGACGAAAGACGGCAUCGAAUUUUUGGACAAGGAUAAACAUGUGAUUCAAAUUUGGACAGAGUCCAAUAACAAGGAAAUCGGCAACCUCUUACGCUUGGGAUUCAGGUUGAUCAUGUCAAACGUGGACGCGUUGUACCUGGAUUGCGGUUUCCAAGCCUGGGUCGGAGACGGACACAAUUGGUGUUCCCCGUACAAAACGUGGCAGCAGAUUUACGAUAAUGACCCCAGGGACAUUAUGAAGCAGCACGCGCCUGAAAUGAGCGACGAAGCGAUUGAGCGACUCUCACUCGGCGCCGAGGGGGCUUUGUGGACUGAGCAGGUUGACGUUGCCAGCGUGGACUCACGCUUGUUCCCACGUCUCGUCGCCUUGGCUGAGAGGUUGUGGACCCGUCCGAAAAACGCUCGGACAGACAAGGUUCUGUGGCGGUUGCAGGCGCAAAGAAGCCGGAUGAUGUAUUUGGGCGUGAAUUCCGACGCUCUACUUCCGGAGUGGUGCAUGCAAAACGAAGGCAGAUGCACUCGUCUUCCGCAGGACCGGAAGCUCGAGAUCGACGACGGAGGACUCGACCUCAAGAAGCGGUCUCCUUGGACAUGGGAAUGCAAUUGGACGAACGAAACUUGUGAAAGGGUGAAACGGGCGACAUCUGUAUCACUCGUGCAAACCAGUUAUGAAGCAUGUCGUAUUGCCUGUGGUUCUUAUGGACGUUUGUGGCCAAAACCAACGGGAAACGUGGAUCUUGGUCGUAAGAUUGGGCGAGUGACGCCAUCCAAGUUUCUCCUCUUCCUUGAUGGAGAGCGAACAGAGAGAUUAACUGAUGAGCUUCGAGAUUCUUUCUUCAAUUUUCUGCAACGCAUACAAGCUCUGGCAUUCGGGAGGCCUGUGGAUCCGAGAAACGUUGGGAUUGACGUAAGGAUUAUGGUCGCAAGCGAUGCCUUUACGCUAGACUACAAUACUGACGAGAGUUACGAACUGACGAUCGAAUCUCCAUCGAAACGUGGGAAGAAUUUCGUUGCUGCAAUCGACGCAAAAACGUAUUUUGGAGCAAGACAUGCCUUUGAAACGUUGUCACAGCUGAUCGCCUUUGACGAAUUCUUGCAGUCCUACUAUUUAGUUACUUCAGCAAAGAUAACUGACAGUCCUGUCUACAAGCACCGCGGAGUCAUGUUGGACACGAGCCGGAAUUUCUUCCCCAUAUCCGAUUUGAAGCGAAUCGUCGACGGUCUCGCGAUGAACAAGCUAAACGUAUUCCACUGGCACAUGACCGACACUCACAGCUUCCCGUUCAACGUGACGAAGUGGCCGCAAAUGGCGUCGGAGGGGUCUUACGCGUCGGAUAUGGUGUACCAACCAGCGGAUGUGAAGGACUUUGUGGAAUACGCGAGAAUGCGCGGUGUGAAAGUGAUCCCGGAACUAGAUGCACCAGCCCAUUGUGGCAACGGCUGGACUUGGGGGAACGAGUUGGGACUCGGAGACCUGGUGUGGUGUGCCAACGAGGACCCGUGGUACAAACUGUGUGUUGAGCCUCCUUGCGGCCAGCUCAAUCCUCUCAAUGAUGGCGUUUUCACGAUUUUACACGACAUUUACGCGGAAUGGUCCACUAUUUUCGACAAGGACAUGAUUCACCUCGGCGGGGACGAGUUGAGCGAGAUUUGUUGGACAAGAGAGAAGGUGGUGAAAGACUGGAUCAGUCAAAAUGCAGCGGGAAUGAGUACUUCUGAUGCCAUCAAAAAGCUUUGGUGGGAAGCCUUUGAGAAACGCGCCGAACAAGAGCUUGGGAAAUCGUACAACGCCAACGCUUCUGUGAUUCUCUGGACCAGUGGUCUGACUGAGGCUGCCGAGGAAUACCUGGACCCGCGGAAGCAUAUUGUUCAAGUCUGGUCUGAAGCUAAUGAUAAGGGAAUUGGACUUCUUGCGAAUGCUAGUUUCAGACUCAUCAUGUCAAACGUGGACGCCCUGUACAUGGACUGCGGUUUCCAAGCCUGGGUCGGGGAUGGUCAUAAUUGGUGUUCGCCGUACAAGACGUGGCAGGGUGUUUACGACAACGAUCCCAUCGAUAUAAUCACCUCGCAUUCGCCAGGACUGGGUGAGGAGACGAUCCGAGAGCUUGCCCUUGGAGCAGAGGCUGUGCUGUGGACUGAGCAGGCUGACGAUGUCAACGUGUUCACCAGGCUGUUUCCGCGGGUUGCUGCACUGGGGGAAAGAUUAUGGACCCGUCCUGCCAACGGAACCAGAAGAGACCAGGAUGCCUGGAGGCUUCAAGCUCAUGGAACGCGGAUGAAGUCCUUGGGUAUUCUCGGUGACGCUUUGUUACCUCAGUAUUGCAUGCAGAAUGAAGGAAAGUGCGAAAAAUAUCCGGAUAAUGCGGAUAUGUCACUCGACGACCGGAAGGUCCUCAGCCCAGUGGAUUCGAAAUGGACGGAUGUGAAUGACUGGCGACGUCGGAAGUCGGUUAUGUUCAUGCCUGCCAAAACAGCGAAAGGGUUGUUGGAGGCAGCGUUCAUGGAUAGACCGGAGGAUCGCGUUGAAAGUGAAGCAAGUACUGAGGGUGAGGAUGAUGACGAGGAACAGUUGCGUACAGCUGCCGGAGGAGACGCGGGAAUAGACAGUGAUGACGCAGCGAGUGAGGAUGCGUCAACCGCUUGCUCCCAGGUGUCUGUGGCUGUCGCAUCCCUGGCUUGGAAAACUUCGCAAGUCUAUAACUCUCUGAAUCCGCCACUCAGACGUGGUUGUUCGGACUCGAAAACACGCGGCGAGGAAGCAACUUCAGCUACCGAGAAGAACGCGGACGCUGUGAAGGAUGAUGAAUUUUUCAGUUCAUACUGUGGCGAGCAUUACGACCUAGGUUCCGUAGAUGUGGGAUUGGGCUCUUUCGUUAGUCCAUCAUCAGAGGACUCCCCUGGACAACACAAUACUGAGGGCUCACCCGAGAUAGCGGUGGAUGAUUUAGAAUUACGGCGACGAAAUGAAACUUACGAAAGGAACUUGGAAAACCUGGAGAACUUCCUCAAAAAUAACGAAAUGGCCCUUGACGACGACGAUGGCUAUUCCGCCGUUGAAUCCGCCCAGUUGAAAUUUAACGGUCGAGAAGCCAGUGGACGAGCGAACGUUUCCGUAACCUCAAGUGAGGUUGCCGUCAGAGAUGUCUCUCUGAACGAAGUAGAUCGCGUGUUGCAACAAGUCCGCCGAGUGCGAGAUAACAUCCAGCAGAUCCACGAUCAGCGCAAGCAACGCAUUGCGGCUCGUAAGCGCGCGCUUCUCGAGCAAGAGCGCCAACAGGACAUGGCUGCUCUCUAUGCUGCGACUCUGCCGCCAGCACCAGCAGCAGCAUCAGUUGGGUCCCUUCCCGUCACACCAGCACCAAUCUCGGUAGUCAAGUUGGAAGAAUUAGAAGAACUUCUCAACAGGCGUGAGCAAUGCCGGGCACCACCUACGCAAGUGACCUAUCAGGAAAAGUUGUUCCGUGAAGUUGGAACUGAACCUGAUCAACACUUGGUCGUAGAACCUGAGAGUGUUAUUCCAGCACCGACGGAGUUGCCAGAAACUGUUGCGUCAGCGCUUCAGGAACUUGGUGAUGGAUUGCAGCGCUUGAGGGAUCUGGAAGCCAGAACCUUGCAAUUUUUGGAACAUUUGGAAAACCGGUUCUCUUCUGUUAGAUCGCCGGAAAUGAACGAAAGUCCCAUCAUCGAUUCGGAGCUCAUCGCCAAGAAGCUGCAGAGUUCUGCCGUCUGCAAUGGUUCUCGCCAGAACAACACCAGUGCCGUAUCAUUGCCGAGUUUGAAGGUGGACCUGCUGGCAAACAACCAGAAAUUGCAAAGGCCAUCGGAAAAAGUGCCGGAAAAGUUUCCUCUUGAAGAAGGUCGCAGAGUUGAUUUUGUUACCCAAGCCCCGCUUCGGAUUCCAACGAGCAGCAGAAGAUCGCCUGUGGCUGCAAUUCAGUCGAAUUCGCCGCCGGAUUUUGAGUUGGGCGAAGGUUUGGACAUGCGCUCUGAUGAAGGAGAUUCUUCGAAUUUGACGGGGAUGAAACGGAGACAAUCCGAGUAUGCGAGUGCUUCAGCGAGAGUACAGCAGAAUAAGCCGACUUCCAGUGAAAUCUACGCCAAGAUUUCCCAGUAUCAACGUGAUCUCAUGGACCGGAACAGAUUCAAGUACACAAAAGGUUAUCGGAGGGGAUUGAAAACAGCAUCGAGGGUCAUAAUGGGCAGAGAAGCGCCAGCACAAAGCAGCACUCAUCAUCGCAACAGUGCAAAUACGACAUUAGCAGCCUCAGCUGGUGUAGCAGCAGGAAGCAGCAUGAGUUCUCAUCCGGAUCAGGGAAUGGAUCACGAAGCUCUCUUGCCGCACACCUCUUCGGAGUUGACCUUCGGGUUCCUGGCCCGGGACAGUAUUCUGGACGGGUCGGAAAUAUUUGCCAUCCCUUCCCCGGCGUCUCGUCGCAGGAGUCAGCAGCAGAUCCUUGAAAUUGGCUCAGCUCGGUCGCGGUUGCUGGAUUAUGAGAGGGGUCAUCAGCCUCAGAUGGGUUCAGAUGUGCGACGAUCGCGAUUUUCCAGUGAGAUGUCCACCAUUUCCAGCAACAAUAAUAAAGCUGGUGGCAGGUCGACUGGCUUGCUGGGGGCACGUCGCGUAUCUGCUGCAGAAAGGCGCGGGGGUUUCGGAAGCCGGAUGCGCAGUAUUCUGACUGGAGAUGACCCAUUCAGUGUUGCCAUGAUGAUGACGACACUCAUGAUCCCGUUGUUGUUCUUGCUGGCUCGAGAAGUGCAGAAGAACGGUUCGCUGCUGUCGGCGAAUAAUAAAUCCUGAUUGAAACUCUCUCGCUUUCCGUACUGGAAACGAUGAAGUUUAAUAUGCUGCUGGUUGGGAUGCAUACGUUUUUGAAUUUUAUUCCGUUGGAAAUCCUUUUAUACUGCUGCUGACGGUUGAAAAUGGAGCUACUGUGUGUUUCAUGCUGAAGAAUAAUCAA
Molecule: messenger RNA, 5770 nt
Organism: Notodromas monacha
Lineage: Eukaryota; Metazoa; Arthropoda; Ostracoda; Podocopida; Cyprididae
Source: the annotation of a GenBank genome assembly